AAUAUUUAUUGUUGCAGAAAAUGCGGCGCCCUCGAUCCGACUGAAAAUGGUGUAAGAAAACACGAAGUCAUUUCGAAAAUUGGUUGUGAACGGAACAAAUAUGAGUGCAAUAAUAAAAGCAUUACUAGUGCCAUUUCUUGCGUUGUGUUUUUCGGUGAUAUGGAACUCCAAUCGAGUUAAUGGAGAUGUAUUCUUACAUCGGGGGAGAAAUAGGAAGCCGGUUUUAUCGCCCAUAACCUCAUCGAGGGAACGGAAACCGAACAUAGUGCUAAUUUUAACUGACGAUCAAGAUGUCGAAUUAGGUUCGUUAAAUUUUAUGCCAAAAACUUUACGUGCGAUACGCGAUAAAGGUGCCGAGUUUCGUCACGCAUACGUAACGACUCCUAUGUGCUGCCCGUCACGAUCCUCGCUUCUGACAGGAAUGUAUGUGCAUAAUCAUAAUGUGUUCACAAACAAUGACAAUUGUUCAAGUACUCUUUGGCAGGCGACUCACGAGACCAGAUCGUUUGCUACUUAUUUAUCGAAUGCUGGAUACAGAACAGAAAAUGCGGCGCCCUCGAUCCGACUGAAAAUGGUGUAAGAAAACACGAAGUCAUUUCGAAAAUUGGUUGUGAACGGAACAAAUAUGAGUGCAAUAAUAAAAGCAUUACUAGUGCCAUUUCUUGCGUUGUGUUUUUCGGUGAUAUGGAACUCCAAUCGAGUUAAUGGAGAUGUAUUCUUACAUCGGGGGAGAAAUAGGAAGCCGGUUUUAUCGCCCAUAACCUCAUCGAGGGAACGGAAACCGAACAUAGUGCUAAUUUUAACUGACGAUCAAGAUGUCGAAUUAGGUUCGUUAAAUUUUAUGCCAAAAACUUUACGUGCGAUACGCGAUAAAGGUGCCGAGUUUCGUCACGCAUACGUAACGACUCCUAUGUGCUGCCCGUCACGAUCCUCGCUUCUGACAGGAAUGUAUGUGCAUAAUCAUAAUGUGUUCACAAACAAUGACAAUUGUUCAAGUACUCUUUGGCAGGCGACUCACGAGACCAGAUCGUUUGCUACUUAUUUAUCGAAUGCUGGAUACAGAACAGGAUACUUUGGGAAAUACUUGAACAAGUAUAACGGGUCAUACAUUCCGCCCGGUUGGAGGGAAUGGGGUGGAUUGAUCAUGAAUUCUAAGUACUACAACUACUCAAUUAAUAUGAAUGGGAAAAAGAUUAAGCAUGGCUUUGAUUAUCAAAAGGAUUAUUACUCGGACCUGAUUGCGAACGAUUCGAUAGCAUUCCUCAGACAGUCAAAGAAAAAUAGCGCUCACAAACCAGUUAUGUUGACGAUGUCUUUCCCGGCCCCACAUGGACCGGAAGAUUCGGCACCUCAAUAUUCUCAUCUCUUCUUCAACGUUACCACGCACCACACACCUUCAUACGAUUACGCUCCGAAUCCCGACAAGCAGUGGAUAUUGCAAGUGACUCAAAAGAUGCAGUUCAUCCAUAAACAAUUUACCGAUUUGUUGAUGACGAAACGACUUCAAACGUUACAAUCUGUAGAUUCGGCCGUUGAACGUGUAGUGAACGAAUUAGAAGCACUGGGCGAGUUAGAAAAUACAUACGUGAUAUACACCUCCGAUCACGGAUAUCAUCUGGGACAGUUUGGCUUAAUAAAAGGUAAAAGUUUUCCUUUUGAAUUUGAUGUUCGAGUGCCAUUUCUGGUUCGUGGUCCUGGUGUUGAGCCAGGAACAGUUGUUGAUGAUAUCGUUUUGAAUAUCGAUUUGGCGCCCACAUUCUUAGAUAUGGCUGGUGUUGAACCUCCUAAUCAUAUGGAUGGUCACUCAGUGCUACCAUUAUUUUUAAACACUAAGCGAAGAAAAUUUAAGUGGCUUGAUACAUUUUUAAUUGAAAGUUCAGGGCGUCGUGAGUACCAACUUCCCGUCAAGCCGAAAGCGGGACGGUAUUCAACUGAAAGCAGUGUAUGGAAUAUUACUACGGUUGCUCCACCUACUAGUUUCGCGCCUUCAGAAUACUCCACAAGAAAAAUAUUCGACAUAACAACAGUGGCACCGCAGCAUUUUCUUGAUUCACUUGAGGAAGCGGAUGCUAUUGAUGAGGGCGAAUUUGAGGAUGAGGUUGAGGAUGACGAUGAUGGCGAAAUUGAAAUUGAUGACGAUGACGAUGAGGGGGGAGACGAUAACGACGAAGAAGAAGAAAUUAAUUCUUAUGAUACGUUACCGCAAAACAAGCACCCUGAGGAAAUAACGGAAGACCAUCUAAAAGCGUCGACACAAAUUGACAAUCAACUUGUGCUCCCGUUAUCGCCAAAUAAACUUGAGAGACUGUCUAUGGAAUGUUCUCUCGAAGAAUAUCAGUUACCUUGUCAACCCGGGCAGAAGUGGUACUGCCAAUACGAAUACGGGAGAUGGAGGAAACAUAAAUGCAAACUGCAAAUACCUAUUCCCCAGUUUAAGAAAACGUACAGAAAAUGUGCCUGUUUUACACCGGAAGGAUUAGUGUACAAGAAGAUCCCUAUUAACACGACAUUGGCCAUUGUAAAGAAACCUUUUAGACCAAGUAGAUUCAAAAGGGAAGAGCAAACGGAUCGCAAUAGGAAGGAUGCAUUGUCACAUGUAGAUUUAGUAAUGGAAAAUAUCAGAGAUCAAUUGGAUGGUUUGCAGGCUGUAAAUGCAUCAUGGCAAGAAAGUCAUUCUUCCCGAAAUAGUUUGGAUGCAAAUGUGGUGUUCCAAAAUGCUGGUCCAGGAUGUGUAAUACUAAUAUCUGGUAAAGUAAAUUGUUCAAAUGACAUAUAUCAAGAUAGAAAAACGUGGAGACAAUCAAGACAUUAUAUCGAUAAUGAGAUUCAAAGACUGAGGCAGAAACUUGAGAAUUUGAAGGAAAUAAGAAGACAUUUAAAGUAUUCUCGCCCUAGUGUUACUCACAAUGAAGUUUACAACAUUACUCGUGUCAAUGAAGAGGUGCUACCUGUCAAAACAGACUCUUUGAACUUUGACCAUGUCAACAUGGGAAGUGUAUCGUUACCCAAAAUUGAUGAUUUACCAUCUGCUCAACAUACAGACGAUUCACUCAUUGGUAUAGCUAACAGAACUGAACUCGAAAAUAACCUGGAACCUUCCAUUAAAUCUACCAAAAAGCGAAGAAGACCUGAAAAUGAUCAUCCAUACCAUGAAAAUAAACGGCGUAAAAUUAAGCACCACAGUAUUGAAAACUCUUACAAUGUGACUACUGAACAUGAAUACUUACCAACCACUGAUAAUCCUUACAAUGUUACUGAAACUUCAUCCACAACUCGUCACAGGCACCACCACAGACACAAACACUACAGUUCAACACCAUCGUAUCAGACAUACCUUGAAUCCACACAAAGUACAACAAGUAGCAUUGUCACUUCUUCUGUUGGAAUUCCAACAGAAAGCGAAAUACAGAAUGGUACAACCGAAAGUAUUUCAUCAAAUAUAGUCAUGGAUAACCAAAACCAUAUACCAAAGCCGCUGACAAAUAGCACGACUUCAGGAAUUGGAACUCAUCGAAAUGAAUAUUGCCAUUGUGAAUCUGAAGAACCACAUCCGACUUCAGAGAAAGAACUGGCGCGCCUCAAUAAGCAACGUAUUAAAGACGAAAGGAUGAAGAAGAAAGAAAGGAAACAACGCAAAAAAGCCAAGUUGAAAAAGGAGUGUUUAUCAGAAAAAAUGAACUGUUUCAGUCAUGAUAAUGACCAUUGGAGAACAGCACCCUUAUGGGUGGCGGGGCCGUUCUGUUUCUGCAUGAAUGCUAAUAAUAACACAUACUCGUGCAUCAGAACCAUUAAUGCCACGCACAAUUUUCUCUACUGUGAAUUCACAACAGGGCUUAUAACAUACUACAAUCUCCGUAUUGAUCCGUUUGAAUUACAGAAUCGAAUUGAUCAAUUACAACCUGAUGAACGUGCAUAUUUGCACGAAAAACUCCAAAGUUUAAUGGCGUGUAAAGGGAAAUCGUGUAGAAGUGCAAGCGCCAUUUUGCCAGCAAGAUCGAAACUAAAUAUAUUACCAAUGCAUUCCAUUCUUCCACAAGGUCAAAGUCAAAAGUAUCACAAGAGGCGGAAAGCUGUUGAGGAAUUUAAUGUCAAUCAAGUGGAUAGAAGACACAUUCAUACCUACAACAAUGUACACAGAAAUAAAUAUGAGGGACACAGGAAUGUUGAACCAUACAGACACAAUGCGACCAGUAAAAGAAACCAAUUUAAUCAAUUUUAUUAACUUGUAUAGGUAGUAUAUUAUUUAAAUUAUUUUUAGUUUAAUACAAUUAUUGUGACCAUAUUUGUUUUAAAAUGUCACUAUAAAUAUGUGUGGUAAUUUAUACAUUUUAAACUGUUGCAUACUCCACUAAAAAGAAGUGCAAAACAAACAUGUGUGACAUAUGGAUAAAUAGGCAUUUACUUAGCAAUGUACAGAUAAAGGAGAAAUACUGUAUUCCAUUGUAAUCCUUCUUUUGCUAGAAAGACUUUUUCGCUAGAGAAAGAGACCCAUCUUCCAGACCUUUUUAGGUCAGAGUCUUAGUGGCAGAAUUUGCUUUUGUCAGCUUAACAGUAGAUACUCACUCUUUACUUAAUAAUUACGAAGCUUAAUGCUUGACUAUAGUCAGUCUUCUCGGUUAUUUUAAGUGGAGUAUACUGUAAUUUUAAAUUUACCAAAGAAAUUGUAUGUUCUCUGUUGAAAAGUUGUCUGAACUGGUAUACUGAAAGUAUUAUUUGGGCACCUUUUCGAUUUUGAAUUAAAUGAAAUGAACAUUUUUCGAACUUGCCCAGAAUAAAAUCGGGGAGACCUUUGAUUUGAUUUUGUUGUACAAAGUGUCACUGCGAGGUGCGAGUGAAAACAUUUACACAAAAAAGUACCAAACCAAAAUCAAGAUCUCACAACAGUAUUGGGCUUAUGCAGCGCCAGACUUUGAUUUAUAGAAAAUCGCUUUAAUGUAUUUGUAUUACACAUGCGGGAAUCCAGAAUUGUUUAUCAGUUAGAUGAGCUUUAAACAGCUCUGAUAUGAAGGUAGUUACUAAAAGUUGUGACAAUCAAGCUUUUUAUUAUUUUAAAAAU
Molecule: messenger RNA, 5056 nt
Organism: Photinus pyralis (common eastern firefly)
Lineage: Eukaryota; Metazoa; Arthropoda; Insecta; Coleoptera; Lampyridae
Gene: Sulf1
Product: extracellular sulfatase SULF-1 homolog
Exons: 13
Coding region: 626-4222 (1198 amino acids)
Molecular function (GO): glycosaminoglycan binding; N-acetylglucosamine-6-sulfatase activity
Source: RefSeq, a predicted model, not a curated record